Dacryopinax primogenitus is the source of this 1769-nucleotide messenger RNA. Its product is annotated as general substrate transporter. The record is from RefSeq and is a predicted model, not a curated record. Lineage: Eukaryota; Fungi; Basidiomycota; Dacrymycetes; Dacrymycetales; Dacrymycetaceae. Gene Ontology annotation, molecular function: carbohydrate:proton symporter activity. Gene Ontology annotation, biological process: transmembrane transport; carbohydrate transport. The transcript is spliced from 4 exons. Gene Ontology annotation, cellular component: membrane. The coding region runs from base 132 to 1769 and encodes 545 amino acids.
GCGAUUCCUGCUUCCUUGUGUACACCACUAGCUCUCUUUUGCUGCCUUGACCGGAUCUGUCUUUGCUCUUUGCACUGACGACAAAUUCUUACGACCGCAACGAACGCUCUAAGUAGCAGCAGAGUAUUACGAUGGAGAUCGCAGCGCUGCAGAAACAUCAUGGUACAUGGAGGAACAUGCACGUCUACAAACUGGCGUGUGUCGCCUAUCUCGGUAUUGUUGUCUUCGGUUAUGAUACCGGCAUUGCCGGUGGUGUGGUGAACAACGCCUUUUUCCAGCACCAGUUCGGCCUCGCAGGGAGCAACGUGACGAACCUUUCGUCGAACGUUGUCUCCGUCCUCCAAGCCGGAGCGUUCUUCGGUGCACUCUUCUCCGCUCCAGUAACAGUUUAUCUCGGCCGCAAAUGGUCCCUCAUCAUGUGGUCCCUCAUUUUCUGCCUCGGCGCCAUCCUCCAGACCGUGGCGGAAGACCAGUUCACCCGUGGGCUGAGCUACAUCUACGCCGGCCGUGUCGUGGGCGGCAUCGGUGUCGGUGCUAUCUCCGCGCUCGCCCCUACUUACGUGGCCGAAUGCUGCCCUAAGGACGUACGUGGACGUAUUACGGGCUUGUUCCAAGUCUGGGUCGCGAUCGGUGUCCUUCUCUCCUACUGGGUCAACUACGGCGUGGCCAUCCACACCUCCCCCACGUCUCCCGACGUCUGGCGUAUUCCCUUCGGCGUGCAGCUCGUUCCCGGAGGGCUGAUGUGCGUCGGCCUUCUAUUCUGCCGCGAGUCACCUCGCUGGCUCGCCCGCCGCGGUCGUAUGGAAGAGGCGCUCGAGAACCUCGCUCACUAUCGGCGCGCCUCCAUCCACGACGAGGAGAUCAAGAUGGAGAUGGCCGAGAUCGAAGCUACCAUCCUUGAAGAGCGGGAAGCACGCUCUGGACUCGGGUGGCGCGAGGCUUUCCUGGGCAAGGGCAACUGGCCCCGCUUCGCCAUCGCUUUCAUUAUCAUGACCCUGCAGCAGUUCUCCGGGCAGAACACGGUGGGAUACUAUGCGCCCCAGAUCUUCCAGGCUAUCGGGUACGUUGGUGCCACUCCUGCCCUGCUCGCCUCCGGCGUGUACGGCAUCGUCAAAGUCGUCGCUACGUUCAUAUUUAUCAUGAUCGGCGUGGAACGGUUCGGCCGUCGCUGGUCCCUCUUCGGCUCCGCCAUUGGCAUGGGUACACUAUUCUACAUCGUCGGUGCGAUAUUUAUCACUCAUCCGCCUAAUCUGGCUUCGCCCACUCCCUCACCUUCGUCCAAGGCCAUGGCAGCGAUGAUCUACCUGUACUGCGUUGCGUACUCCUUUGGCUGGGGUCCCCUUCCCUGGGUGUACGUAGCAGACAUCUUCCCCAACCGGACGAGGCACUACGGGCUCGCUUGGGCCUCGGCCACCCAAUGGCUGUUCAACUUUGUCAUCUCUAAGAUCUCGCUGACGAUGGAGAAUAACCUCCAGGGCAAGAUCUUCAUCACCUUCGCAACGAUCAACAUUGGCGGUAUGGCUGUCUUCUCCUACUUCCUGCCAGAGACGAAGAACCGCUCGCUCGAGGAGAUGGACAUCAUCUUUGGCGCAGUGACGCAAGAGCACAGGAACGAAGAUAUUCACAAGGCGGAGCUGGAGAUGGCUGCGGGUAUGAAAGAUAUCAACAUGCGGGAUGAGGAGGCGGCGUAUGGAGCAGCCGGGUCGUCCAAAGUCGAGCACCACACGAACACGCAGAGCGAGAAACUCGAGACUGAAAACGUCCGGUGA